Messenger RNA from Culicoides brevitarsis, 2059 nucleotides. RefSeq lists its product as uncharacterized. The transcript has 4 exons. NCBI's taxonomy places the organism in Eukaryota, Metazoa, Arthropoda, Insecta, Diptera, Ceratopogonidae. The record is from RefSeq and is a predicted model, not a curated record. The coding region runs from base 134 to 2059 and encodes 641 amino acids.
AAUGUUUACGAAAAAACAUGUUCAGCUAAUUACUGGAGGUCAAGCAUUUUCUCGUUACCGUAAAUGAUAAACAAUUUAGUCUUUGUCUAAGUCUUGCCGAAAAUAGACGAAAAAUUAAAGAAUUUGAAGGAAAAUGUUUCCAAAUAUUACUCAGACAAUACUUUUGCAGGCAGCUUUUCAAGUCGUUCUUAAUUCGUUAUCUUCAGAAAUCGAGACUCACACAACUUGUGUCAUCACUUCCAACGACUUUGAUGGAAGCUUUUACGUAGAAACUCCAAAUUUCCGGCUUGAUUGUGAUGAAAAAGUGCAAGAAUUUGAUUUAAAUUCGAAUUUUGUGCAAAAACUCAUGUUCGGAAUCAAUAAUGGAUGUGCUUAUUUUUUAGUAUCACAAAGCUGUGUCCCGCAAUUUCUUGAGGUUUUUUUCAAAACACACUUUUAUUCGAUGUCAAAAUUUAGGAACAAAGUCCUCGUUAUCAUCGGAAAUGGCCAAAAUAAUGACAUUUUGAAUGAAAAAGUGAUCGUUGAAGAAAUUCCUUUGACUUUACUACUUCAACCAAGAAAAAUUGAUGAAAUCACGGAAAAAAGUUCAAUUGAUGUCUAUUCUGCGUUCCCGUCUUCGCAAAGAGGUCAAAUUCGGAAUUCAUUCUUCAUUAAAAAUAAUUCUUUUGCGUUUCAAACUCGAUUUUUUCCAAAAAUCCUCGAUUUGGAAGGCAUGCGAAUCGAUGCUGGUUUCAUCCAUUUGCCGCCUUUUUCUUCGGGUGAAGUUGUUGCUCCAGGAAAAGGCAAUGCCCACACUUAUGGCUCAAACGAACUUUGGUCCAUGCAAUUGGGAGGUCAAGAAGGCACCAUAAUGGUUGAAUUUUGCAAGAAAUUUAAUUGCAACCUUUAUGCCCGUUUCGACUAUCACGACUCACUUUGGGGCGAAAUUUAUCCGAAUCUCACGGGACGCGGAAUGCUCGGCGAUAUGGCGUUGCAUGAAAUUGAACUGGCAGUUGGUUCUUUUUAUUUGGUGCAUGGUCGAUUUAAAACCGCUCAGUAUUCGUAUGUCGUGCAAUUAUCGUUUGUCACUCAUGCCUUGCCCAAACCGAAGCCCUUGGCGUAUUGGUACAUUCCAAUUUUACCGUUUUCGCCAAUUGUGUGGGUUUGUUUCGUCGCGUCGCUCUUCAUUGCCACAAAUGCAAUUCUUUUUUUGGACAAGGGACGCAUCCAAAUGCUCCCCAAUUCGAAAAUUAAGCCAGAAUCCGGCGUAAAUGCUUUUAUCAACGUUUAUCGCAUCAGCAUGUCACAAAAUGUCUUGGUCCGAUCGAAUGUUGGCUCAUCGCUCAUCAUGUACUCGAUUUUCAUGAUUUUUUGUCUCACCCUCAAUAGCUUCUACAUCGGCGGAUUGUCGAGUUUAAUGGCUGUUUUGCCAACUGAAGGUCCCAUUGACACAAUUGCAAAGCUCGUUCAAAGCAAUUUGGAAUGGGGAACGACUUCCGACACUUUUUUGCUGCCCGUAAUUCAAUCCACGGAUCCUGCUUUCGUGCGUUACGCGAAAAAUUUUAAAGUUCACGCUGUCGAAGACUUUCAUAAGCUCGUGAAACAACAACGAGCUGCUGUGAUUGUUGAAACGAUGCAAGGAGGGACGUUGUGCUAUCAGCAGUACAUCGAUCGGAAUGACUCGAAAUUCCUCAUGGUGCAAAAGGAACCACUUUAUACGGCUUACACGGGAAUAAUUGCGAGCAAAACGUGGCCUUAUAUGGAACAGCUGAACCGAAUUGUGAUGAUGCAAGCGGAAAGUGGCAUCGGAGCGUAUUGGGAGCACAAAUCUGCGGAACAAUCCAUGGAUUACGAGAUUCAGAGGAAUAUCAUUGCGAACACGAAGAACAAAGGAAGUCGUGAACCGGUAAAAUUAUCAGUUUCGCACAUCUUGGGACCAUUGUUUAUCUUGUUGUUCGGGAAUUUGUUUGGAUUUGUUGCUUUUUUGAUCGAAAUUUUUUGGGGAAAAGAUAAAAAAUUUGUUAAAACUUUCAAACGGAAGGUCACAGCAGUAAUUUAUGUGUUACGAGCUGAACAAUAA